UAUAUUUAUAGUAGCGCUUCAGUGGAAGCCCAUGUGACAAGAGCGUUACGUCCGCGCUGAUAAUGCAAUAGUGGAUGAAGCGAGCCGCAGCUCUGAAGAACAGCACGCUCCGCGCUUUGCUCAGCCAAAACAAUUCACGUCGAAGAACAUCCGCUGAUGACAUGCACUUGCCCCCAGCGACCCAUUUUCUCCUUUCGCUAAACCUCAAGGUCCUUCGCCGUUAAUGUCACUGGAGGAACGUGCACUGAUGUGACACAGUGGAUUGGGUGAACGCGCUUUCACGUUUAUCAGCUCGGACAAUAUUGUCGCAUAAUGAUGCGCUUCUUUUGAUGUCUGCGAAGCUGUCUGAACACGAAUAUAUUUGUCAGUAAGUCUGCUUUCCAGCGGGGCACAUCCGAUUUCCUGUCUACAUACCACCAGCUCUCUUCAGUCUGUCUUGAUAGAGGAAAUUGGAUAAGGAUGGAUCCAGAGCAGCAAAUUCAAAGCCAGUGCAAGACUAAUGAUCUGGAAUCAUCUGCACAACCAAAAGGACCAGCAGAUCCAUCUUUCCUUGCCCCUUCUACACCACCGACGGCUCCAGCCAGGCCUCGGCGGCCCCAGAGGAGCCCGCGAGUGGAAGGAUCCUUUGACGUAUCGGAGCUCAAACCUCCAGAAUCUCCUGAAGAGCAGCAGCUGAGCAGCCGUGCUGAACCGACCGAGCCCAACAGCUCCAGUCAGCCCUCAGAACUCAGUGUUGAUCAUGGACCUCCACAUCCGGCUGAACAGAAGCUUUUAGGACACGCUGCAGUGUCUCGGAGCCACAUUUCAAUGAGGGCCGCCUCGCUUCCUCAGACCCCGUCUUACAGACCACCUCUGACUGACGCCACCCUGCACCCGCAGAGGGCCCUGUCUGUCGCUGGGACCGCCGACACGCAGACGCAGGUGGUGGAGGAUUUCAGGGUGCACAUUAUCACGUGGAACGUGGGCUCGGCCAUGCCUCCUGACGACAUCACUUCCUUACUGGGGCUGAAUGUUGGCGAUGGGAACACAGACAUGUAUAUUAUAGGCUUACAGGAAGUGAACUCUAUGAUCAACAAAAGACUGAAAGAUGUUCUUUUCACUGACCAGUGGAGCGAGGUCUGCAUGGACGCUCUCAGCCCCUUUGGAUAUGUACUGGUCACAUCUCAGAGGAUGCAGGGAAUGCUGCUGCUGGUCUUCUCCAAGUACUUUCACCUGCCGUUCCUGAGAGGCAUUCAAACACAGACCACUCGCACCGGCCUCGGCGGGAUCUGGGGAAAUAAAGGAGGCGUCAGCGCUCGCAUGGACGUGUUCGGCCAUUCGAUCUGUUUCUUGAACUGUCAUCUGCCCGCACACAUGGAGAACUCAGACCAGCGCAUGGAGGACUUCGAAAGCAUCCUGCAGCAGCAGCAGUUCGAAGUACAAGCUGCUACAGGCGUCCUGGAUCACGAUGUGGUUUUCUGGUUUGGAGACCUGAACUUCAGAAUCGAGGACCUGGACAUGCAAGUUGUGAAAGCAGCCAUUGACAGUAACAAACUGGCCACAUUAUGGGAAAAAGACCAGCUGAAUAUGGCUAAAGACAGUGAGGCUGUGCUCGAAGGCUUUCACGAGGGGCCGCUUAAAUUCCCUCCCACGUAUAAGUUUGAUGUGGGUACAGACACGUAUGAUACCAGUGGUAAGAAGCGUAAGCCAGCAUGGACUGAUCGCAUACUUUGGCGUUUGAGACCGAUGGCUCAGGUCAGCAACAGCAUGUCGAAGCGCAGCUCGUUCUCAGGUCUGACCAGCGGAACCUGUGUGUCGCAGCAUUUUUACCGCAGUCACAUGGAGUACACCAUCAGUGACCACAAGCCCGUCUCCUCUAUUUUCACUCUGCAGUUCCCGUACAAGGCGGACAUGGCUUUGGUAACACUCUUUGUGGAGGAUGAAUGGAGAGAGAUAUCAGAUGCAGUGGCCAAAUUCAAGGUGGCACCCAACUUUCCUCGGAGCUCUUGGGACUGGAUUGGACUUUACAAGGUUGGGUUUAAACAUCAUAAAGACUAUGUGACUUACGUUUGGGCCAAGCAGGAAGAGUCUGAUUUCCUGAGACAGGAGCAUCAAGUGAUUUUUACCGAGGAAGAAUUGCCAAAGGAUUCAGGGGACUUCAUACUGGGUUAUUACAGCAACAAUAUGAGCUCCAUUGUGGGCGUCACCGAGCCAUUCCAGAUUCAACUGCCAGCAUCCACCGCAGCUGGUCUGAGUCCGUCUGACAGCUCCGACUUCACGUCUGAUGAUGAGCUGAAGAAGAGCGACUCCUGUGACUCCAGCCCUGAGACUGAAGAGACGAGCUCCAGACGAGCCCAAGGGCUGACGGCAACCCCCCACGAACCGCACUCCAAAGACACCUCUGCACCGUCCAGCUCCAGCAGGUCCUCAGAUGCCCCCCUCGCUGCGGAUGACAGCUCUAACUCAGGAAAAGAUGCAGCCAAGCCCGAGGAACCUUAGCUCAGCACAGCACCGUCUCUGGAGGAAGAUAGCAGUUUCUGCUGGGUCUGUGAUGUCCUUGUACAUUUACUGUCCUGUGAUGUUGUUUGGAGAUGUUUUCUUAUAUGUUGCAGGGCAGAAAUAAGCGUCCCCUCCAGCAAACAUAAGAGGGCAGACUAAAUUGUUUGUGCCUGUUCUGUGUAGUCAUUCUAUUCAUAUUCUUCUUCUCCUGAUCUUCUCAAACUGCACAAGACUAAACCUGAACGCUAAGAAAUAAUCUUAGGUAUACAUGCACAAUGUUAAUUGAUUCAUAUGGAUUUUUUUUUCUUUUUCAGAAUCAACCAGGGUUUGGUGCACAAUAGAACAAAAUUUCUGGUUCUUAUUGGGUUUAUUGGAGCAGAUCCUCUUUAAGUUUUCUAGGGCUCUGUUCCGAACUCUAGUUGAGCUGUAAGCUAUGUUUCUAUCCAAAGUUGCAAAUUUAACUUAUGUGCAAAAUUGGAAUAUAGCAUAAAACAUUCAUGAAUAAAGCACUGUUUCCAUCCAGCAUGACAAAGAGAACAAAAUCGUCAUUUUCUGAUAAACUGGCGCCAAAUAUCACUAAGAACAAGGUAAUUUUCUGCAGUUCGAGAAGUCUCUUUGGGUCUUUUUUGUAUAUGAUGAAUUGUGAUGAAUGCAGUCAUGCAUUUGAAGGCAGAUGUCUGCUGUUUGGAAAUGCAAUUGUGAAAGACAGUUCUGAUAGGUUAUUAUACCAAACCACGUUGACGACAGACUUUCGCGCAAAGUCACAUGACUUUUUUGAUGCGCAUCAAUGAAUUUAUUUUGUAAAUAUCUCAAUGUGUAUAAAAAUGUAUCUGCUUCAACUGAGUUUAUUGAAUUAAGUUUUUAUGCACAUUUUUGGAAUCGAUGCGCAUCUUGGCAAUUCCAGUCUGCGUUUUUAAUGCGAUAUCCCAAAAUGCGCAUAAAAAUAGGUGGAUGGAAACAUAGCUAUAGAUAGAUACACUCCAGACUCCUAGAUAUGAUGCUGUCUGGAAAGAUAUCUUGCUUUGGCAAAGCAUCGCACCCCUCAAAGAAAAGAGCAAUCCCAGAAUGCACUUGUGGGAAAUAAUACGAAAAUUGCUACAUCAGAGUAACCUGCAUGCAUUAGUCAGGUCGCUCAUGGGAAGAGGUGCAUUAACAGACUUACAUUUCACUUAGGAUGCUGCCUCAUUAGGUAAAAAGUAGAGAGCGAGGCACUUCACUAGGAUUUGGAGCAGAGCUCAUGACUUUAAAGUGUGCUGCUAUAGAAGACGUCUGCUAAAGGUGACACGCUGACAGUUAAAGGUGUUUGAUAAUAUUCACAUACUCUGAAAAUGCAAAUAUGUACUCUCCUCAGGUUCUUGAAAGGCAGACACACAUAAAGGGAUGACUCUUAGCUAACGCAGCACUCGGUGAAGUACAGUUUGUAUAUUAUUCAUGUUGAUUACCGUCUUAACCAACUGUUAGCGUUUUACGAUAUUAUAGUACAAUGAUGAAAUCUAUUGCUCUCAAAGUAGUGACAGCUGUGCCGUCAUGUUCCUGUGGUAAAUGUUCUCGAAAAUAAUUUCAAAGUUAUGACCUGCUAGUUUAAAGUCAACAUGAAAUGCAGUUCACGAAUCAAAUUUGCAUCAUGUAUUUCAGAAUUAAACAGAAAGUCAGUAAAAAAAGAAAUGCAGGAUGUUAUCGACAUCAACUGAAAAAGAAACGUAUAUCAGACACGGAGCAAGUAAUUACAUUUUUAUGGAACAAUAUAAAGACAUUCUUUAAUGUAACGUUCAUGACUCCUGCACUAUAAGGGGCGCUUCACACUAAAUACGUUUUUGUGUUUAAAAACACAAUAUGCAGGACAGUGGAGUUAAAGAAAAUAGUGUACAGAAGUGUUUUUAAUAGCUGAAUAACUUUGGUGCCAUGUUUUUAGAAUGCUGUGUCAUAUGCGAGAUGCAGCAAAAGAUGCGAGCACAAUGGUCAAAAACAUCCCUUUGGCGCAUCUUUACAGAAAAACAAUGUGCAGUGGAAUGCAAAAACAUGUUCUUUGUGAACAACCCCUUAGGGUCUGUUUAAAUUAGCUUUUUAUUACACUUGUAAGAACACAAACAUUUAUUUAAUAUAAAAUUCACCAGUGACUCCUGUACUAUAAGGGUCAGUUCACACAGAACGUGUUUUUGUAUUUAAAAAAAAAAAAAGUCUAGAGCAACACAUUUUUUAAAAGUUAAACAAUUUGAGUGCUGUGUUUUUAGAAUGCUGUGUCAUGUGUGAGAUGGUCAAAACAUCUGUGCAUGUUUACAUACAAAAACAAUGGAAAAGAAACGCAGUGGGAUGCUAAAACGCAUUCUGUGUGAACAGCCCUCGUUUGAAACUUUCUACAAACGUUUUAAUACAAUUUGAUGGUAGAGUACACAGACAAAAAUAUGUAUUUUUUUUUUUUAAAUGUUGCAUUCACCAGUGACUUUUGCACUAUAAGGGCUGAUUCACAUAACGUGGUUCUGUUUUUUAAAGCAGUGGCAUGAAAAAUAAAAACGCUAGGUCUAGAGACAUGAAUAACUUGAGCACUAUAUGUUUUAAAUGGUAAAAAGAUGCUACAAAAGAUGCAAGAUGCAGUGGUCAGAAAUGUCAGUCUAGUGCAAGUUUAUGUAGAGAAAACAUUGGAAAAGAAGUGCAGAGGAAUGCAAAACGCAUUCUGUGUGAACGGCCCCUUGAGGUGUGUUCAUGCUUAAAUCGCUGGAGCUGCCAAAUUGCUGUGCUGUUAGAUGCUAGGCAUUCCUGUAUUAUCCAGCUGUAACAGACAUUGCAACAUAAUGUCACUGCAUAUUUGCAUAAAGUUAAACUGUGUUCAACUUUGUUGCACAGACAGCGUUUUCGCCAAGACUUUGUCGGUGCAAAACACAGUCAAUGUGAACACCUCUAAAAACCAGAAUUGUGCUUUAAGAAAGCAAACAGCAUCAGUUUUGAUUUCAUGUUGGCUUUAAACAGUGAUUGCAUGGUUUCUAUCUGAUCUUUAGUCUGAUUUGUGUCGAGUAUUGUAUCAUGACUGUACUUGUGGUAGGAAUCCUAGCGUAUGUGUUGUCUAGGGCUUUCUAGGAUUGAUCCUACAUGGUAAGAUCUCUCGUCCCCUUCUCUUCUCUCAUUCCUCAUCUUGUCUUUUGUCUCCAAUUCGACCCCUCCAGGGUCACGAUAUCUGUUUUGACGUCGUCUACAGGGCUCUACUAAGUGCUCCGAUAUCGUAGUCUAUUGGAUUAGUAGUUUGUAACCCAUAGAAAAUUUUGUACAAUGACUACUUAGCCUUAGGACACGUGGCGUGCCGUCUCACUGUUUACAUGGUUAGCUGAGUGAGAGUGUAAGCGUGUUUUUUGCAUGAACGUGUCAUGGAUAAUCACAGUAUCGUGUGGCCUGCCACCUUUCAAUAGUGUAGAGGUGACGAAAAGUGUCACUUCUAGAGAAAAUAUGGGUGAUGGAAAACAUUAAAAAUAGCUGUUCGAUUUACAUUCAACACAUUUUUAAACAAAUCUUUGUAGUCCGCAUAUGUUUGGAAAUCACAAACAGGCAUUCUGGAACAAGAUACUUUUUAUUAGAAAUACAAUUAAUUAAAAGUCUCUAGUGAGAAAAUGGCAUUUUGACAAAACUGGAAGCAACUUAAUUCUUGAUAUUUGUAAUGUGUUUUAGGUAUGUGAUCUCUAUUUUCUGUAGGACCCACACGGCUCACUUCUCAUGUCUGAUCCUGUGCAUGUUUUAACAUGGUUCAUGAGGUCAUGUAAAGCACAGAAAGUGUCUCAUGUCAUGUUUGUUAGUGGUGCUUGCUCAUGCAAUGAUCACUAUUAUUAACUGCUCAUAUUUAAGGUUAGGAUUUUGAACAAACCCUUUUCAAACGUACGUAAUUGCUAGACUUUGGUACAGAACUCUAUUCACACUCUUUGAGAACGAGUGGUACCACAUAUGUGCUAUUACUUUUUUUAAUGAUCAGACUUAUUGAAUUUCCCUAUCAAUGGUAAUAGAGCAUCAUAUCAAUGACCAAGGAUCCACAACACAGUGUCACUAGUGUCAUUAACAACAUUACAAGUUUCCAAAAAGAAACCAAAAUUAGGAUCAGGCCUGUUAAUACUCGUUAUAUUUUUAUACUCCAUUAGCCAUACGAAAUUUGAAAGCUAAUAUGAAUAAGAUGCAGUAUUGGGAAAUUCAUUUUCCUUUCAAAGCCAAAUAAAUGUUUUGCAAGUGCGAGUGUAUGAUACUUUGAUUUAUUAUUAUUAUUAUUAUUAUUAUUAUUUUAUUAUUCUGAAACAUUAUUAGAUAAGCAUGCAGAGGGAAUGUUAUUGGAUGAAAAUAUGGAUGUGGGUAUAUAGAUCCAGUAUGUAGAACAGAUGACAAUCAGUGCCAAAACAGAGAAGAGACUUUAUUUAAGAUUAUAUUUAUUUUCUUAUUCAUGAUAUUAUGUGCAUAUCAGAUUCUGCUGGUCAGUGUGUUUAUAAAUCAUUAUGAAGAAGGUGAUUUAUGAUUAUAUUGAGAAUAUAAAUUUAUCAUUCUUUCCUUUAAGAUUUUUCAGUUCUGCAUCUUUAUUGUUCAUUAAAGCAAAUGUCACUCGCCGUUUGCUUCAUAUUCACCUUGAUUAUAAUGAAACACUUUUUUGGACGUGUAUUGAGCAGAAUGUACUGAUUCGGUAGGCUUGCGAAUCGUUUCUCUUGGUUGUUGUUGUAUAAUGGUGUCUUACCUUAGACCACUGUAAAACAUCGGUGUCAAAAUGAAAAUAAAUCCUUUUGAAAGUGGAA
Molecule: messenger RNA, 7229 nt
Organism: Cyprinus carpio (common carp)
Lineage: Eukaryota; Metazoa; Chordata; Actinopteri; Cypriniformes; Cyprinidae
Product: inositol polyphosphate 5-phosphatase K-like
Biological process (GO): negative regulation of peptidyl-serine phosphorylation; phosphatidylinositol dephosphorylation
Cellular component (GO): plasma membrane; cytoplasm; ruffle
Molecular function (GO): phosphatidylinositol-4,5-bisphosphate 5-phosphatase activity; phosphatidylinositol-3,4,5-trisphosphate 5-phosphatase activity
Source: RefSeq, a predicted model, not a curated record